UAAAAAGCAAAAAGCUCCUCGAAGGGGCUAAUAUAUAACCAAUCAACUUCCCCUCUCCUCAAUCAAGCAAUCUCAUUUUCUUCUUCACUCAAACCCUAGCAAUCCCUGCUCGAUUCAUCUGAAAAAUAUGCCUUCGAUUCCCGAAGAGCCCCUUCUCGCCCCAAAUCCUGAUCGAUUCUGUAUGUUCCCCAUCCAGUACCCCCAAAUUUGGGAGAUGUACAAGAAAGCCAUGGCGUCUUUUUGGACCGCCGAGGAGGUCGAUCUCUCGCAGGAUCUACGCCAGUGGGAGGCCCUCACCGCCGGCGAGCAGCACUUUGUCAAGCACGUCCUCGCCUUCUUUGCUGCCUCCGAUGGCAUCGUUCUCGAGAAUCUCGCCGGACGCUUCAUGAAGGAGGUCCAGGUAUCGGAGGCGCGGGCUUUCUACGGGUUCCAGAUCGCCAUCGAGAAUAUCCACUCCGAGAUGUACAGCCUCCUCCUGGAGACUUACAUCAAGGACUCCGCAGAGAAGGAGCGGCUGUUCCACGCGAUUGACACCAUCCCGUGUGUGGAGAAGAAGGCUAAGUGGGCAUUACGAUGGAUCGACGGCUCUGAAUCAUUCGCCGAGCGUUUGCUGGCAUUUGCCUGCGUGGAAGGAAUCUUCUUCUCCGGGAGCUUCUGCUCCAUUUUCUGGCUGAAAAAGCGCGGCUUGAUGCCUGGCUUGUCCUUCUCAAAUGAGUUGAUCUCUCGAGACGAGGGUUUGCACUGUGACUUUGCGUGCUUGCUCUAUGGCUUGCUGAAGAGGAAACUGAGCGAGGAGAGAGUGAAGGCAAUUGUGGGGGAUGCGGUUGAGAUCGAGAGGGAAUUCGUGUGUGACGCCCUUCCAUGUGCUCUUGUGGGCAUGAAUGGAGAUCUGAUGAGCCAGUACAUAGAGUUUGUGGCGGAUAGAUUGCUGUGUGCCCUGGGAUGCAGUAAACUCUACAACGCCCAAAAUCCCUUUGACUGGAUGGAGCUGAUUAGCUUGCAGGGGAAGACUAAUUUCUUCGAGAAGCGGGUUGGAGAAUAUCAGAAGGCCUCUGUCAUGUCUAGCUUGAACGGUGAUGGUGGAGACACUCAUGUUCUGAAGUUGGAUGAGGACUUCUAAUUUACACUCAUGCACAUCACUUUCUUUAUCAUUUCUUUGCAAGCUGCUUUCGCUCUUCGCUCUAUGUCAGUCAGUCAUGCCUUGUUCAGUGUUUGCUUAAUUUAGGUCUUUUAAAAAGCCAUAGCAGUACGGAGUAUGUAAUAGUGUUCACGCCAUUGUAAUUUUCAAGCGCAGUGUUUCUGGUUUCACUACUUGAUCGGAGGAGUCACACAACCAUGUUUAUAAACAUCUGUUUUUUACAAUUUUACUAAAGAUAUGGUCCAAAAACGACACUGAGUUUUUUUAAUGAAGUUUGGAUUGGACACUAAAGUUUUAAGAAGACCAAGAAACACAAAUUUAAACCUUUUGAAUCCAUUUGAGCCACCCUUUUAACAUCUCCUUUAGAUGAACCUCCCUGCCGCUAAACAACACAGCCCUAAAAGCUGAGUUCAUGUGGGUAAACUGACGUGCCACCAGCAAGCUCUCUUGGGAACCGCGACCCAGCUCUUUUGUGUAUACCGCUAUGGUGUCCAUGGAUUAGUUUGAGUUUCUUAUGUGAUUAGCUUCUGAUUUCGUAGUCGCUAUCCACCUCUAAAUUCAGGUCUGACCUUGGUUGAGGCUGAAAGGAUGGUUUAUGACCGGAAAAGCAAGGAAAUUGGAUAUACGGUUCGUAGAUUUACUAUCCACGCUUGAUGUGCAUUUGGACUCAGGUCCUUAUUUCAGACGAGUGUCACUGGAAUUGGUGAGUGGUUUGGGAGUCCCCAUAUCCUCGCGCAGCUACCCAGUCGUUCAUUGGGGGGUGUGGGAGUCGGUUAGCCAGAAUACCGCUUUUGGGGAUUGAGCGGUUUGCUGCUCAUUUGCAACCUGAUCUUCGAAACCUGCUAUGGUGAGAAAUAACAAACCUUAGGGGAGGCGUCUACAGAAAGUGUUGUUUGAUGCAAUUGCAUUGGGAGAAAAAGAGCCGACCUGUUCUGACUUCUGAUGGGAGGACUGGAAGCAAGAAGUGAUGAGGCGAAGUCCAAAGCUGAUCUAUUACGGCGGUGCUUUGUAGUGGCUUUGAAUUGAACAAAAUAACGGAGCAGUUAACGGGUGGCUGAAAUGGAAUCAAAAGGUUUAAAUUUUUGUUUAUUUGGUCUACUUAAAACUUUAGUGUCCAAUUUGAACCUCAUUAAAAAGCUUAGUGUCAUUUUUGAGCCGGAUAGUGAGUGCUUGCAUUUGCUAUUUAUUUAAAUAAAGUUAGCCAUCUAUACUCCGUACUCAUCUUUAGUUGUUUCGGCCAUUUUUUACUUUGUUAAUGCACAUGGUGACUGGUGGUAGUAUUUUCAAAAGGACACAUGCUGCACGGGUACAAUAUCAAAGUAGAAAAUGCUUAGAAUGCAGAUUUUUUUGUUCUAUACAGAACAUGCCUUGUUAUUGAUGCUUCUUUUUCAACAAGUCAAUAAGAUUGUGGCUCAGCUGAUUUAGUUUGUUA
This is a messenger RNA of Cuscuta epithymum, 2570 nucleotides long. The record is from the annotation of a GenBank genome assembly. NCBI's taxonomy places the organism in Eukaryota, Viridiplantae, Streptophyta, Magnoliopsida, Solanales, Convolvulaceae.